This is a messenger RNA of Photinus pyralis (common eastern firefly), 5160 nucleotides long. RefSeq names its product inhibitor of Bruton tyrosine kinase. NCBI's taxonomy places the organism in Eukaryota, Metazoa, Arthropoda, Insecta, Coleoptera, Lampyridae. The transcript is spliced from 9 exons. Bases 134 to 3598 code for a protein of 1154 amino acids. The record is from RefSeq and is a predicted model, not a curated record. Gene Ontology annotation, molecular function: protein binding.
GACGUUUGCGGUUACGUUGAAAGUGAAAAGUUGUGACAGUUUGUGAAAUCGUAAAGUUUGUAUCUUUGUUCAAACAAAUUCAACUUUAAUUGUGGAAUUACAUACCAAUUGCAUUUAUUUCGUCACCCAAGGUAUGUCCGAACUAUUAAAAUUAGAUGAGAGAGAUUGCACAGAUCUAUGCAAGUCUAUACAACAUGCCGAUCUUAUUUGUGGAGCAUUAACGAAAAGGCAACCGCUAGACUGCCAUAUAUGCGCAUACUUGCAGCUGUUAUGCUGUCGUUGUGAAAGCGUCAAGGAUAGAUUGGGCCGGACUGCAUUACACAUCGCCGCCUCCUGUGGACGAUCAAACGUAAUUAAAUGGCUAUUGAAAGUCAAACACGCCAAUAUCAAUGCAAAAGAUUACGAAUCUGGUUACACUCCUUUGCACAGAAGCAUAUUUUAUGGGAAAAUUGAUGUUGCUGUUCAUUUGAUAAAAUUAGGUGCAAAUUUUGGAAUUACCGAUUUUAAUGGAUUGACCAGUCUGGAACAUGCAAUGAAGGAUUCAUGGAGAACAUCGGGUCUGCGGGAAAUUAAGCACGGCGAGGUUUAUGUUUGGGGUUCAAACACAAAUUAUACCUUCGGAAGUCAAGAAACUCGAGUUAAUCCGGAAUUGCUGUACGCAUUUCACAAGGAGUACCCAAAUAUCACUGUGGGGCAUAUUUGUCUAGAGAAAUUUCAUUGCUUAAUAUUAACAUCAGAUGGGAAGGUGUAUGGUUGUGGUCACGGACAAGGCGGUCGUUUGGGCUUAGGAUCCGAAGGCACUGUAAUAACGCCUAAGCAAAUUAAAUUAGCUGCUAGUGGCCAUGCGAAUCCUGUAUUGUGUAAGAAAGUUAGCAUAUCUAUCGAUCACAGCAUAUUUUUAUCCCAAUCUGGACAUGUCUGGACAACUGGCCUAAACAGCUAUAGGGUACUAGGAAUUCAACCUCCACCGACCAAAUCUUUAAUACCAGUUCCUUUGCCACUACUUCCAGAUACGAUCGAAGAUGUUGGCGCUGCAAAGUAUCAUUCGAUAGCGUGGGGUUCUACAGCAGUAUACACGUGGGGCUUGAACGCAGGACAGUUGGGUCAUGAGAAAACCAGUGACAAAUACAUAAUUGCUCCAAAAUUGGUUUCGUGCACAUUUGGAGUUGAUAUUAAAAUUAAAAUGGUGGCAGUCAGUAACGGGGCUACUGCCGUUUUGACAUCUAAAGGUGAUAUUUAUGUACUUCAUGAGUAUCAUUGUCGGAAAAUUUUAAAAAACCAAUUAAAUCUAAUUUCCAUAAGUGUCAUUGGUGGAAAACUAAAUGAAAAGCUGGAUAACAGUUUAACAGAGGCGAAUCAUGAACUAAAGAUUGUCGCAUUGAGUAACGUCGGCAAUUUAUAUCUAUGGCAAAGUUCUUCGCCCCAGUUCGCUCGAUGCAUUUAUUCCAUAAAUCGUUCCUUGAGUAUUCGUCAAGUCACCUUUAACCUAAAUGAAAUUUUAUUUGUUACAAAUGAUGGUGAAGCAUUCAAGGGGAUCGUUAAGCCGAGGAAGAUAAAAAUGAUCGAAAACAACUUGCAAAUUCAGAAGAGUGAUUUUCACGAAUUUAUAGACUCAGGCCAACUAAUUAAGUUGAGUAAGAUUCAUCACGUACAUCGAGCUUUGUCGAUUAGUAGUGAUUUUAAAGGACGAAACUAUGCCGUUUUGCAGGCAAACCCCAACACUUUUGUGAAAAGGCCGCCAGUGGUUUCCCCUUCUGUUAUGAAGCAAGACAUGUUUAUGUUUUUACACGAAACUGCCGAAGAUGAUGCUAUUAACGACGUAAUUUUUAGGGUAUCAAAACGAUAUUUUCCUGCACAUCGUUACAUUAUAGCAUCGGGCGGUGGUAAAUUACUCGAUGUAGUGAACGCAAGCCAAGAUCUAGUGGUAGAAUUAGUAAACAUAAAACCCGAAAUUUUUCAACAACUCUUGAUGUUUAUAUACACUGGUACCUGUGACCUUCUGAACAGUUGUAAAUGGGAAAUCAACUCUUGUGAGUGCGAUCAACGUGAGCGAGACACUGGAAAUGUUUGUUCCGGAAAAGAUCCAGUACGGUUAUUGCAAGAGGCUGCGAAGAGAUUUGGUCUAAAAGGGUUACAGAAUAUGUUAAACAAUGUUUACUAUGAAGACGGCUGUGUUUAUGUAAAAAACACGAACGUACAGGUAGAAUUGCGAAAAUUUAAUCGGAUGUCUUAUCCAGGCUUACAUGAUGUAGUUUUAAAAACAAAGGAUGGGAUUGAAAUGCAAGCAAAUAUUUGUAUCCUGUCUGCACGUUUAGAGUACUUCAACAAUUUAUUUUCUGUGAGAUGGAAUCAGGAUUCACGUACUAAACACAUUACGUUACCAUUUCCAUCUGCAAUUUUAUUACAACUAAUCGAAUUUUUAUACACCGACGAACUGCCAUUGCUCAGGAAGGAGGAUGUUGAUCACAUAUGCCAGCUGUUAAUACUAGCUGAUCAGUUAUUUGUAAUAAGACUAAAAGAGAUAUGUGAGCAUACAUUAACUUCUUUUGUAACAUUAAAAAAUGUUGCCCAAAUGAUCUCGUUUGCGACAAUCUAUAAUGCAAACCAGUUGAAAAAUUACUGUAUGGAGUUUGUAUGUGUCAAUUUAUCCUGUAUAUUAGAAUCGAAGUGUCUAGAAACUCUAGAUGACGAAGAAUUAUGUGAUAUUACAAAUUUUUAUUCAACAUUUCACCCCAUUAUGGAAUGUCGCGUGAUUACUCCAUACUCCUAUGCCCCAUCCGAUGAAGUAUUACUUGAAGCAAAUAAAAUAUGUGAGAUUUCAUUCAAUGAAGAAAGUAUUAGUGAUAAACACGCAUCUAAAACACAAAAGAAAAGAACAAGAAUCAGAAAGACUAGUACCAAGGAGAUUGCUGUAAAUAAAGAGUAUGACCACUUUCCCACCUUUAGUUCGCCUGAGAAAAUCGAAUUGGAAAAUAUUGAGGAAAAGCAGACUAUAGAGACCUACGAAAUACGUAGAGUGAAAUCUAGGCUGAAAGCUUUAGAAAUGGCAAAGGAGAUUGUUAAUUGUGAUAAUUCUAUGCAAGAAUAUACUAAACUACCUUUACGUCACCGUACCAUAAGUAUAACGCCAAUGGACUUUCCAGAACUAACUAAAGAUUAUAUCCCGACUUCGCCCACGCCCAAGUCUUCCAAAGUGGAGAAAGUAGAAAUUAAACAAAAAAUCACCAAGCUGUCUCAGAAACAAAGAAAACGACUGUCGUCUGAGAGUAGCGUGCAUAGUUUAGACACUUCUAGUGCGAACAUAAACCUUUCUGAAAGUCCAAGAAAUCCUUGGAAAAUACCUUCUCCUCCAUUAAGCAGUUCUCCUAUAGAAGUUUCAUAUGCUACCACUGCAAUGCAUUCUAUUAUUGAUGAGGAACGAAAACAGAAGCAAAACUUUGUCAAGAUGAAGUCCAAACUACUAGUUCACACUCAAAUAGAAGACAAAGCAAUAGAAGAGUUAGACAAAUUUUAUAAUGCUGGCAAUAUCUCUGAUGAAAUUAUUACUAUUAAGAGAGUGCAAACUGGAUUAAUUGCGUCGCCUGUAUGGGUGAAAUAGAGUAAUGGCUAUGUUACAAUAUCAUUAUGUGCUGUAGAUCUGUGAAGUGAUUUUUAAAGAGGUUUUUGUGUAUUUAAUGAAUAAAUACAGAAGAUGAAAUGGGAAAACUAUUAUAAUGCUAUGUGAAACUAUCAAAUUGGUUUUCUGUAACGUAGGAUUAGGAUCAGCCUAAGGCUGGAACCACAUGAUACGUGAUUUACGGACGCAUUGUUACCACGUGACCGUUAAAAACCAAUGAAGAUCGCUAAAUCUCAUAACUCAAUGGUCACGUGCUAACAACUCGUCCGUGAAUCACGUAUCAUGUGGAUCCAGCCUGAGAGUCUUAUGCCUGUUAUCUGUGAUAAAAUGAAUGUGAAGAUAUAUGUAUUGAAAUGAGCAGAUAGGUUCACUAAUAGUGUAAACUUAAGGCUUGUGUAUUGAAUUUUCAUUGCUCUUUAAAAGUUACUUAUUUAUUGUUUUUGUGUUAGUACCUAAUUAACUUAAUUUUGUGUUGUGUCAUAUAAUUAUGCAUAUACGUGUGUCGCAGUGAGCCAACUUCAAAAGAAAGGUAGGCAAUAUUUGUCUGAUGCGAAACUGGUUUACAGAAAGCUGAUCAGAACUUGCAGUUUAAUUUUUUAAAUACUUUAAGCAUUACUAUUUCUAAGUAGGUACUUUACCUAUUUUGUACAAAAUAUGUGGUAGACAUUUUGUAUAAUUCAUCAUUUUAUAGAAUGCCUAGGCAUUUUAUAAAACGCGGGCAGAUAGUUAAAUGAAUGUGUUAGAGCUCGUUUUUUAUAAUCUGCCGGUCUCUUUUCAGGCAUUUAGUAAGAGCCUAAAUUUAUUAAGUCAUUUAGUAAGUGACUGAAUUUAUUUUAGUCAUCUAAUUAAAUACUUCGGGAACGAAUUUGAAAGCGUGGUCACUUACCUACUUUUCCUACGUGUUUGGGGUUAUUGACAGUUUGAUUAUUUGUGUAUUUGAACCUCGUGCGUGAAAAAUGGAAAUUAAAGAAAACAUCUACAACAGCUUAGAUGCUUUUUAUUCUAGUAACUAAUUUAUUUAAAACUUAAUGAGUACCUACAUUAAACAUGUUGCCAUUUUAUAAACUGCCUAGUCAUUUCGUGAAACAAUUUGACGUGCGAGGCAGUUUCUUCCUCUUCAUAAGGGAUGCCAUUUAUUGAUUUCGAAGGGGAAGGAAACUAAAUCGCUUAGUCCUAAAAAGUACACUGUGUUACAGUUUGCCCAUAGACAAAUCACAUUGUCUAUGAGUUUGCCUGCGUUUUAUAAAAUGAUGGAUUUUACAAAUGCCUACGACAACACGCAAUUCAAUAUUUAGUCACUUACUAAAUGCCUGAAAAGCAACCAGCAGAUUCUAAAAUGCGAGCACUAACGCAUCCAUUUUAUUAUCUGCCCGCGUUUUAUAAAAUGACGAAUGAUACAAAAUGCCUACCACAUAUACACAGGGUGAGUUUUUUUCAUUUUAAGCAUUGGGAUCUCAGAAACCAUAAGACAUACGGAUUCGGUUAAAUGAAGAAAGAGAUGUCGUUUUAAGAGCUUAUUUAAGAUAAUAAUAAUAAUAAUGUAU